AUGGGCCUUUUCAAGUCGGCCAACUCCCCUGCCCCUAGCGCCUCCAACCGUUCCAUGACGGGACAGUCCAUUCGGGGCAAAAUAUCAGGUCCAAUCCCCAUCCCAAAUCCUGUCGACGACGAAUUUCCAAUGCGCAACCCAGGCACCGGUAUCGCUACGCCUGUGACUGGGGGCGACAUGAGAGAACAGCAAAUGCAUCCGCCACAGGUCGAUCCCGCGGCGAGGUCGACUGUUUCAGUCCCCCGACCCGAAGUCUUACAGCCGCCGAGGACAGACUCCGUAGUAGCCCCCUCCGGAUCCGGCUCUACUUCAACAUCGUCACCAACGUCCGCCACACAUGCCCACUCCAACUCUCCGCAGUCGCAGAGAAGGACGAACGCUUCUAGUAAUCUGAGGUACUCUGUAGUGAGCGCAUCGUCUGAACAGACGGGUGCGAGCAAGGAUAGGCCUCAACGCAAAAAGUCUACUUUGCGCGGCGCAUUGGGAAAGCUAUUCGGUCGUAAAAAGAAGAAUGGCAGCCAGAGUUCACACGAUUCCCAGCGCGUAUCGACGUACAACCCCACGAACCAGAACCAGAAACAGCACAAGAGCGACCUUUCUGCGUUGAACCGGGCCAAAGAGUCCGAACCAAAGAGAUCGGCAUCGCUGCCGAUCACAGAAUAUGACAGAGCAUUGAGGUCUCAUUCUAUCGGACCCGAUGAUAUCACUGCAAUUGAAAGUGCACGCAACUCGAUCAAUGUCGACACAGUACAGUCGAGUCGCAAGCGAGCCGCAACAUCAACAAUCAGCCAAAUAUAUUCGGCUCCAUUCAGGCAUCGCGAGGGCGAAUUGGCGGGUCUCUCACCUCGUCCCGCAAGUACCCAUGUACGCGGUAGCCGACUAUUCCACUCCGAUGACGACGAUCCUGAAGAAAUCGGGCGCGCAAUCACGAGUGAUGUUGGACACAAACGGCGAUCUAGAAGUCUGAGCGGAAUCAACAACCCUGAAAUCCGAGCGGAUCUUCGACGGCGGAGUGAUGAAAUCCGGUACUGGCGACAGAGUUACAACCAGGCGACUAUUGCAGCGCCUGCUUUAACUAAUCUUCCAGAUCACGAUAAUCAAUACACUGAGGUCGCACCAAUGGACAUGCCAGAGUCUCCAGUUUCGCCAAUAGAACAGGCCCAGGCACACACGCACACACCGCCUCAGCCGUUUUCUUUUGGCAGUCUGACUCAUCUCAAUGUCAUGGCGGGUAUGAAGAUAACCCAGGCAGCGAGUAUCGAGACGCGCAUUGAGACGUUGGAGGGUAGGAUGCAAAGGAUGGAGGACAUUGUCGCUCAACUAUGCAACUCUGUGCCGGGGUUGCAAGUGCGCAUCAACCAGCCAGAUCGAACUGCUCCACCCGUUCCAGGUCCCAAUGCAUCCUCGUAUAACAGCACGUCUGUGAAUACCGUACUCCAGCAGGUUUCCCAUCCGGAGGGACCCGGUUCUAGGAACACUAACUCGGCGCAUUCUAAAGAGUCUCACACAUCCUUCGGCGAGACUCCUACAUACGUUGGUUCCCUUCACCUCCCCGCAUCAAUACACCGACCAACCUCAACAUCGACCAUCCGGGGCGUCAGUAGCUUGCCGGCUCUGUCCCGAAUGGAAACCGGUCGAGCGACAGAGCUAUUCACAGCAGAUCACUACACGAUGCUCUUGGCACUUCUUGAGACGGAAAGAGCUUCCAGGCAGGCUCUUGAGUCUCAAGUAAAGAAAUUGACGAGGCGCAUUAACAUGAUUUCUGGGCCAACCGGUAACGGCCGUCUGUCUCUGCAGAUGGAGCCGCCCCCGACAGCCAAAUCAUUCGGUAGUGUGUCGGCCUUUGACCGCGAUUCAUCAGACGAUGACGACGCCGCGUUGAGGGAUAGACGCUACCUGGCGGAAGAUUCGGGGGUUGGUACUGGUGUCGGAGACGAUGAUUCUUACUCAGAGGUAUUUGCUACUCCGAAAGAAGAACAGCCAUACAGCUAUGGAGCAUUUGGGGAAGAAUUGCGGGAGGAGGACGAGGAUCCGCAGCGUAAGAAGGCAGCCAGGACAUUGUCCUUAAGCCAGAUGACGUUAGGGAAGAAGCCGUCGAGGACAAGAGUAUAA
Molecule: messenger RNA, 2112 nt
Organism: Colletotrichum truncatum
Lineage: Eukaryota; Fungi; Ascomycota; Sordariomycetes; Glomerellales; Glomerellaceae
Source: RefSeq, a predicted model, not a curated record